GAGAAAGGGGACGAUAAUCACUUAUUUCACAGACCUACAUAUCCACUCCACAAAUAUGGUACAGUGGCGAAAAAAACGAAGGUUGCUCAUGAAAAGGUUUGUAUAAAAUGAUCUGAUAUGCGGUGUCAAGAGGCGUGGAUCCACGGGAGAAUUUCUUUGGCAAAUUGAAGAACAUCGGCGCUCCAGCACCACCUAGGAGGACAGGCAACAACGAGGACUUUGGGUGGAAACAGCAGGGAGUUUGGCAAGAGGAUGAGGAGGAGGGUGACAUGUAUGAAGUCCCUCCCUGCGAGCGUCCAGUUGUCACAGUCCCGCCGAGGCAAGUCGAAGAGAACGUUUAUAUAGAACGAACCCCGAGUGAUGCAGUCCCACGACGGCCGGCUGUGCCCACAUCAAGACCGGGUGGAAAACCUCAGAAGCCUCAUCAGCAGGCUAAGGAGUUUAACGGCAAGAAACCUCCUGAGGUGGACAGAAACGAGAAGCCUGGCAGGAAAAAGAUGGUGCCGCCUCCUGCUCCCUUUCUUACGUCUACCAUUGAGGAAGAUGUAUAUUUGGAUCCAAAUGAAGAACAGAGGGCUAACGACGACCUGUAUUUAGAACCAGCAGCUGCUUGCCCUCCGACCCCCCGGGGCCCAAUGAGAAUGUCAUCAUCCACCAAGACGUCACUGACGCAUUCGCCCAUAAUGAAGCCUCCGCUUCCAAGAGCAAAGUCAAAUUCUCUCCUGCCUUCCUUAACAGAGGUAAAAUCAGGAAGACCCGUCACCUCCAAACUGCCCUCACCAGCGGAAGGUUUUAAGCCCCCUCUGCCAGCCAGUCGAAAGGACAUUAUGCUCAGCCAUGCAAAUCCCCACAUGCUGAUGACUAAGCAUGCAAUCUCUGGUGGCGGGAGAACAACCAAACAAUCCGGGAAUGAGGACAAAGAUUGGUUUGCUGGUGAUUGCAGCAGGCAAACAGCAGAGGAUCUCUUACGGAGAGUCAAUAAGGUAUUGUAAUACUUUCAUGUUUCAAGGUCUUGAGGGACCACAUGCAUGACUGCGUUUUUUUUUAAGUUUGGGGCAACUUUGC
Messenger RNA from Hippocampus comes (tiger tail seahorse), 1065 nucleotides. Its product is annotated as B-cell linker protein. The transcript has 18 exons. Lineage: Eukaryota; Metazoa; Chordata; Actinopteri; Syngnathiformes; Syngnathidae. Gene Ontology annotation, biological process: cell surface receptor protein tyrosine kinase signaling pathway; intracellular signal transduction. Bases 270 to 992 code for a protein of 240 amino acids. The record is from RefSeq and is a predicted model, not a curated record.